AUGGAGCUCAAUGAUGGAAACCUCCAAACUCUGACUGAGUAUCUGCACAAAACACUAAGCCCUGACCCAGCGGUGAGACGGCCAGCUGAGAAAUUUCUGGAAUCAGUGGAGGGCAACCAGAACUACCCCAUUUUACUGCUCACAAUGCUGGAGAAGUCUCAAGAUGAAGUCAUCCGUGUGUGUGCUGCCGUUACCUUUAAGAACUACAUCAAGAGAAACUGGCGCAUAAUUGAAGAUGAGCUAAACAAAAUUUCUGAUCCUGAUCGGACGACUAUCAAAGCCAACAUUGUCAAUUUGAUGUUGACCAGCCCAGAACAAAUACAAAAGCAGCUGAGUGAUGCGAUAAGUAUCAUUGGACGAGAAGACUUCCCUCAGAAAUGGCCGGAUCUUCUGACUGAGAUGGUGAGGCGUUUUCAGAGCGGAGACUUCCACAUCAUCAACGGAGUUCUUCGUACUGCACAUUCACUUUUUAAAAGAUAUCGUCAUGAGUUCAAGUCAAAUGAGCUGUGGACAGAGAUCAAGCUUGUACUGGACACUUUUGCACAGCCUCUUACUGAACUUUUCAAGGCUACAAUUGAUCUUUGCCAAACUCACGCAACAGAUGUCAAUGCCCUGAAAGUGCUCUUCUCUUCACUAACACUCAUUUCAAAACUCUUCUACAGCCUUAACUUUCAGGAUCUGCCAGAGUUUUUUGAGGACAACAUGGAGACUUGGAUGACGCAUUUUCAUAACUUGCUGACCUUGGAUAACAAAUUGUUACAAACAGAUGAUGAGGAGGAGGCUGGUCUGUUGGAGUUGUUGAAAUCUCAAAUCUGUGAUAAUGCGGCGCUUUAUGCCCAAAAAUACGAUGAAGAGUUCCAGCCCUACCUGCCUCGCUUCGUCACAGCAAUCUGGAAUCUGCUGGUCACAACUGGUCAAGAGGUCAAAUAUGACUUGCUUGUGAGCAAUGCAAUCCAGUUUUUGGCAUCAGUGUGUGAGCGGCCGCACUAUAAACAUCUCUUUGAAGACCAAAAUAUUCUCACCAGCAUUUGUGAGAAGGUCAUCGUCCCCAAUAUGGAGUUUAGAAGUGCAGAUGAGGAGACUUUUGAAGAUAACUCAGAAGAGUACAUCAUCAGAGACCUUGAAGGAUCAGACAUUGACACGAGGCGUCGAGCAGCCUGUGAUCUGGUGCGGGGCCUCUGUAAGUUUUUUGAAGGCCCGGUGACUGGUAUCUUCUCUGGUUAUGUGAACUCAAUGCUGGCAGAGUAUGCUAAGAACCCAGGGGUGAACUGGAAACAUAAAGAUGCUGCCAUCUACCUGGUCACAUCCCUGGCCUCCAAAGCUCAGACACAAAAGCAUGGAAUCACACAAGCCAAUGAGUUGGUGAACAUAUCAGAUUUUUUUGUGAAUCAUAUUCUAGUAGACCUGAAAUCUCCCAAUGUGAAUGAAUUCCCAGUGUUAAAAGCAGAUGCCAUUAAGUAUGUUAUGACCUUCAGAAGUCAGCUUCCUAAGGAGCAGAUUUUGCUGGCAGUUCCUCUGCUGGUGUUUCACCUGCAGGCAGAGAGCACGGUUCAGCACACCUAUGCAGCCCAUGCGCUGGAGAGACUCUUCACCAUGAGAGGAGCCAACAACUCCACUCUCAUAUCAGCUGCUGAAAUUGCGCCGUUCACAGAACAGUUACUCAACAAUCUUUUCAAGGCUCUAGCAAUCCCUGGCUCAUCUGAGAACGAGUACAUCAUGAAAGCUAUAAUGAGGAGUUUCUCCCUCCUGCAGGAAGCCAUUGUGCCCUACAUCCCCACUCUCAUUGGCCAGCUCACCCACAAGCUGCUCCUUGUCAGCAAGAAUCCCAGUAAGCCACAUUUCAACCAUUACCUGUUUGAGUCGCUGUGCCUAUCCAUCAGGAUAACCUGCAAGGCAAAUCCUGACACUGUGAGCAGCUUCGAAGCAAGCCUGUUCCCAGUGUUUACAGAGAUUCUGCAAAAUGAUGUGCAGGAAUUUGUGCCAUACGUCUUCCAGGUGAUGUCUCUGCUGCUGGAGAUCCACUCCAGCUCCAUCCCCUCCUCCUACAUGGCCCUGUUUCCUCACCUCCUGCAGCCUGUGCUGUGGGAGCGCAAUGGAAACAUUCCCCCUCUGGUACGCCUGUUGCAGGCCUACCUGGAGAAAGGGGCCUCCACCAUCGCCGGUACAGCUGCUGACAAAAUUCCUGGUCUUCUUGGAGUGUUCCAGAAACUCAUUGCAUCCAAGGCCAAUGAUCACCAAGGCUUCUAUCUACUCAACAGUAUAGUUGAACACAUGCCUCCAGAGUCCAUUACUCAGUACAGGAAGCAGAUUUUCAUUCUGCUCUUCCAGAGACUUCAGAGCUCCAAAACGACAAAGUUUGUUAAGAGUUUCCUUGUCUUUAUCAACCUUUAUUGUGUAAAAUAUGGUGCCAUUGCUCUGCAGGAAGUCUUUGACGGCAUCCAACCAAAGAUGUUUGGCAUGGUUGUGGAAAAGAUAAUGAUUCCUGAGGUGCAGAAAGUCUCUGGCCAAGUGGAGAAAAAGAUCUGUGCUGUUGGCAUAACUAAGAUCCUCACCGAGUGUCCUUCCAUGAUGGACACGGAGUACACCAAACUCUGGACUCCAUUGCUACAGGCCCUGAUUGGUCUGUUUGAGUUACCAGAAGAUGACAGCAUCCCAGAUGAUGAGCACUUCAUAGACAUAGAGGACACUCCAGGAUACCAGACCGCUUUCUCUCAGCUCGCUUUUGCUGGCAAGAAAGAGCGUGAUCCUAUUGGAGAAGCUGUCAGCAAUCCCAAAAUCCUCCUUGCUCAGUCCUUACACAAACUCUCCACUGCCUGUCCUGGAAGGGUGCCAUCCAUGUUGAGCACCAGUCUGCCAGCAGAAGCUCUUCAGUUUCUGCAGGGUUACCUCCAGGCCGCAACUGUACAGCUGGUGUAGGCUACAUGCCCAAAAUCUCUCUCCAUGCCCUUUUGAGUUUAUCAAGGUCAAAAAUGGGAAGCUCUGUCACCCAAAAUACCAAAACUGUUCCAACCAAUAUAGAGACGACCAUUGGAUUCAACAUGCCCAUACACACGUGGAGAUGCACCGCCCAGCGAUACAUGGCUGUCUGAAGAAGGGAUUUUUAAGGGAUUGUUUUGUUUUAAUGAAUUGUUUGUGAAGCAACAGCUCAAGCAAGGAAUGAUGGUUACAAGAUGUUAUACUUGUGUAGAAGAGGCCUGAGGAUAUCGCUGGGUGGGUCAUGUUUAUAUUAGCUUUUUUUCCUAUGAAUUAUAUGUAGUCCAUGCAUCACAUUCUCCUUUAGUUUGGUGUUUAGUCCAAUUAUACAUUUGGCAGUGUUUUGAAAUGUCAACUUUUACAAACAUACAAAAGCACUUGGGAAUCAGCAGACAUUUGGUGAUGACCUUUGAAAUCGAGAGCGAUUUCUGUUUGUUAAUUUUCCUGUCCCUGUUUUUGGAAUUUUUACUGUAUGAGCCGUUUUGCAGUGCAGAAAAAUGAAACUAAGUGUCUGCUCCAUGUGUAAUCCAUAUUGUAUUGUCUUCAACUUGUCUUAGUUUUGCUGCUCUAAUUGUUAAUAAAAUAAAGCACUUGUUUGUCACACAUUUAUUUUUGGCUCUGAA
Molecule: messenger RNA, 3596 nt
Organism: Xyrauchen texanus (razorback sucker)
Lineage: Eukaryota; Metazoa; Chordata; Actinopteri; Cypriniformes; Catostomidae
Product: exportin-2
Exons: 24
Coding region: 1-2916 (971 amino acids)
Biological process (GO): protein import into nucleus; protein export from nucleus
Cellular component (GO): nuclear envelope; cytosol
Molecular function (GO): small GTPase binding; nuclear export signal receptor activity
Source: RefSeq, a predicted model, not a curated record